UUUUUUGACAGCAUCCAAGAUGGCAUCAGCACCACAAAGUUCUUGCAGGCAUGUCUCCCGCCAGAUCUACAAGACAAAGUCAAAUGGUUUAACUCCAACAUGACUACCGAAUUUAAGGAGGACGAAGUCACAAACCUCAUUGCUGGAGAUACAUGGGGUCUGUGUACCACAGAGGUGUUUGGAAUGGGAAUGGACGUACCAGAUGUGACUUUGGUUAUUCAGUGGCGAGCAUCGUGCAAGUUGUCUGCCCUCUGGCAGCGGUUCAGUCGUGCAGCUAGGGACCAUGCAGUGGAAGGGACUGCAUUGCUGUUUGCAGAAAAAAAGUAUUUUGAUGAUGUAUGUGAAGAUAAGCGUAAGCAUCAGGAGUGUAAAAAGAAAGCAACA
Messenger RNA from Suillus plorans, 384 nucleotides. RefSeq lists its product as uncharacterized. The record is from RefSeq and is a predicted model, not a curated record. The transcript has 2 exons. The annotation marks the transcript as partial. NCBI's taxonomy places the organism in Eukaryota, Fungi, Basidiomycota, Agaricomycetes, Boletales, Suillaceae.